Molecule: messenger RNA, 447 nt
Organism: Helobdella robusta
Lineage: Eukaryota; Metazoa; Annelida; Clitellata; Rhynchobdellida; Glossiphoniidae
Exons: 3
Coding region: 1-447 (148 amino acids)
Source: RefSeq, a predicted model, not a curated record
AUGUCCAGCAGCAACAACAACAACAACUUUGUAAGAAAAAGUGUCAUUGAAGAGUGGAGUGAAGCACCAACGCUAAUGCUACUCCACAAGAUCGUACUCGACAACAUCAACAACCACAACAUCAACAACCACAACAUCAACAACCACAACAUCAACAACCACAACAUCAACAACAACAAAAACAGCAACAACAACCAAAAGCAACAUGGACGAUUUCCACAAACAAGUGACACCAAUGGUGCUGAAAAAGUUGCAACGCCGACGCACAGCUCUCAUCUGUUUACCGGAAACGGAAACGACAGCAAACAACAAAACGACUUCUGGUCAAUCAAAGACAGUGAAACUGCACAAGGACCUCUGCUAUUCAAAUUCAAGUCCCUGGCCUGCGAGGUUAACUAUUGUUCAUUGUUGUUCAAUUUUCCGAUGUUGUUCAAUGUUUGCAUCUGA